Messenger RNA from Adineta steineri, 402 nucleotides. Lineage: Eukaryota; Metazoa; Rotifera; Eurotatoria; Adinetida; Adinetidae. The record is from the annotation of a GenBank genome assembly.
AUGUCAUCAUCAACUAUUAAUACGAAUAAUGACGAUGUGGAAGAAAAUAUAACUUACAAACCAGGAACUUUCCGUUAUCAAGAUUUACCACCUGAUAAACGAAAGAAAUUAUUUGAAGAUCGACAAAGAGAACUUAAUCCUUGUUUAAAAGAAUCGGAAAUAGCCACUUCUUGUAUAACUAUGCAUGGUGAUGAUCAUCAUAAAUGUGAUAUGGAAGUGGAGAAUUAUAAAACAUGCAAACGCUUUUGGACAGCUGUACGAUCUUUCGCUACUACAAAUCAUCUAUUAAAAAAUGAUGGUUUUCCACCAUUAGAUCAACGACCUAUUUGGAAAAAACAACUUCAAUCAUGGGUUGAAACAAAAAAAUUAACUAUACCAGAAGAAAUUAAACCUCUAGUAUAA